AUGAUGAAGAAAUAUGAAAUGACUGAUCUCGGGUUACUGCACCAUUUUUUGGGUUUAAGUAUGAUACAAACUAAGUCCUACAUCUUCUUGCAUCAGAAAAAAUAUGCAAGAACAUUAUUGGACAAGUUUGGUUUUAAAGAUUGUAAAGUGGUUGCGACUCCACUUGCUAUGAAUGAGAAAUUAUCAAAGGAGGAUGGAAGUGAACAGACUGAUGAAAGGGUGUACAGACAGAUAGUUGGAAGCUUAUUAUACCUGAUAGCAACAAGGCCAGAUAUCAUGUUUGCUGCAAGUCUCUUAGCUAGAUAUAUGCAUGGACCUACAAGAAAGCAUAGGGGGACUGCCAAGAGAGUACUUAGAUACAUUCAAGGCACUCUUGACUAUGGCAUAGCAUAUGAGAAGGGAAAAGAAGCAAUGCUUGUUGGAUAUUGUGAUAGUGAUUGGUCAGGAUGUGAAGAUGAUAUGAGGAGUACUUCUGGCUAUGCUUUUCAUCUUGCAUCAGGUGUUUUCUCUUGGGCAUCAGUCAAGCAAAGCAGUGUAGCCCUAUCCACUGCAGAGGCAGAAUAUGUUAGUGUAGCAGAAGCUACUGCACAAGCAGUCUGGCUGAGGUUUGUUCUAUCUGAUUUUGGUGAGGAACAAGUUGAAGCUACUCCAAUUUUAUGUGAUAACACUUCAGCAAUAGCAAUAACAAAGAAUCCAGUACAUCAUCACAAGACAAGGCAUAUUAACAGAAUAUUUCAUUUCAUCCAAGAUGCUUUGCAAAAUGGUGAGAUUGAUUUGUUAUACUGUAGAACUGGAGAGCAGAAUGCAUAUAUCUUUACUAAGGCUUUGGCAAGGGAUCAGUUUGAAUAUCUAAGGAGCAAGCUUGGAGUCAUUUCAGCUAAACACUUAGAAGGGGGUGUUAAAGUAUAA
This is a messenger RNA of Prunus armeniaca (apricot), 909 nucleotides long. Lineage: Eukaryota; Viridiplantae; Streptophyta; Magnoliopsida; Rosales; Rosaceae. The record is from the annotation of a GenBank genome assembly.